Molecule: messenger RNA, 1263 nt
Organism: Talaromyces atroroseus
Lineage: Eukaryota; Fungi; Ascomycota; Eurotiomycetes; Eurotiales; Trichocomaceae
Exons: 1
Coding region: 1-1263 (420 amino acids)
Source: RefSeq, a predicted model, not a curated record
AUGGAUAACAACCCGAGGAGGGAAUUACCUCCUCCCGCAGGAAUGACUCUGGCACCCGAGCCACCGGUGACAUCUAUGGUACCUUCGAGUCAGCUCCCACCGCUUCCAUCGCAGUGGCACACAGAAGAUUCUUUGCGACAGUGGCUUCGGACCAAGGCCGAGGAGGAUAGAAGACGGCAGGAGGAGGAGCGCACACGUCAAGAAACCCUAAAACUUGAACAACGCCGGGUUGAACGGAGCAUGCUUCAUGAUGCCAUUCAAGCCGGCGUGCCUCCUCAAUUGGUGCCAUUCAUAUUCAUCGGAAUUGGCGGUGGAAAUUUGGCUCGUUCGUCGCUAGAUGUGGCGCAACAAUUGGACCUAUCAAGUGUGCAACAGGGACACUCACAGCAACCUCAAAAACGUGCGCCUCUGUCUCAGCAGCAAGCGACACCCGCUCAAAGUACUUCUCGUCACCCUCAACAAAACUUGGACCUUGACUCAUCCCAACCUUUACCGUCAGAUAUUCGUCGAGAUAGCCGAACGAUCCCACCGAAUCCUUAUGCUUCUCAAGUUGCUCCUAUGCAAGUUUCAUCACCAUCACAACCUGGGCCAGUAUCGCCCCCACAAACGCAUGGCUACCGUGGAUCGCUUCAACCUACUCGAUUGCACGUUGGGGGAGAAUCGCAGUCUCAUCAGCCUCGCCUGAACGCAAACGAGUUUCAUGUUACUCACGUAGGCCCUGCCCAAUUUCAACGUGGGAUAACAGGAUCUUCGCAUGGUCCUGUUUCUGCUCCCCCCCCUCACGCAAAGCCCGAAACGCAGCCGAGUCAAUCUCCGUCUAUACAUUUUCACCACUGGGUUCCACCGGGUCAAACGCAGCCAAGUACUCCAUCGACCAGAGGCCGGCAGGAGUCAUCUACGCGUUCCCACCCCCAUUCAGAGUCACAAACUUCUCCAGGACGAAAACGUAAAGCUCCAGGGUCGCAUCCGCCACCUCCUCCGCCAACACCACAUCAUGAACAGGCCUCGCCCGCGCCCUCAACUGCUUCACCAGGUCGUGGGACGCCGAUGCAGACCGGACACAAUUCGAGUCAUUCACGUCAACAGAGUGAUCCUAGCCAUGGGUUUAGGCAUCAGGAAAAUUCUGAAACUAAUGCCGACAAUCUUCAGCGCUACCGACCAACCCGCGAGUCCAUCCUGAAUCCACUUGAGUCAAGCUCACGAAGAACAAGUACCGAUGCACAGCCUGGGUCGACGCACGCGCGAUCGGAAAGGGAACAUUGA